Limanda limanda (common dab) is the source of this 2713-nucleotide messenger RNA. It is a transcript of the gene trub1, whose product is annotated as TruB pseudouridine (psi) synthase family member 1. Gene Ontology annotation, cellular component: mitochondrion. The coding region runs from base 26 to 832 and encodes 268 amino acids. Gene Ontology annotation, biological process: mRNA pseudouridine synthesis; tRNA modification. Gene Ontology annotation, molecular function: RNA binding; pseudouridine synthase activity. The record is from RefSeq and is a predicted model, not a curated record. The transcript is spliced from 8 exons. Lineage: Eukaryota; Metazoa; Chordata; Actinopteri; Pleuronectiformes; Pleuronectidae.
CGGAGGGCCAUAGGGUAAAACAAGCAUGGCUGGUAACAUGAGUAGCAGCUUUGCCCCUACAGCUAGUUCUCUGUCUAAAUUGCAGUCUCUGAAUGGGCUCUUUGCCAUUUAUAAAAAACAAGGGCCUACGUCUGCAGAAUUGUUGAAUACGUUCAAAGAGGCUCUGCUCAAGGAAGCCGGUGUACAAAACCCAAAUCCGCGAAAGAGAAAGAAGCAGAGCCUGAAGCUGGGGCACGGAGGGACUCUGGACAGUGCUGCCAGUGGAGUGUUAGUUGUCGGUGUUGGAUAUGGCACAAAAAAGCUCAGUACCAUGUUAGCGGGUUCAAAGAAAUAUGUUGCUGUGGGGGAGCUGGGAAAAGCAACAGACACUCUUGAUGCUACUGGUAAAGUGAUUCUAGAGAAAGACUUUGAACACAUUACCAGGCAGGACAUUGAGGAGAAGCUGAAAUCCUUCACUGGUGACAUCAUGCAAGUUCCUCCACUCUACUCUGCUCUGAAGAAGGAUGGCCAGCGUCUGUCUGUCCUGCUGAAAAAGGGUCACAAGGUUGAGGCCAAACCUGCUAGACCUGUCACUGUGUACAACCUGACUCUGCACGAGUUCAAGCCUCCUUUCUUCACUCUAGAGGUUGACUGUGGUGGGGGAUUUUAUGUCAGAAGCUUGGUGGAUGACCUGGGGAAAGCUCUGUCAUCCUGUGCUCAUGUGAAGAAUCUGGUGCGGACCAAGCAGGGUCAGUUCACCCUGGAGGAGCAUGCCUUACACGAGGAGCAGUGGACACUGAAGCAUGUCCUGCAGUCUCUGCAACCUUGUACAGAGUCGGAGCAGGGUACUUAACCAUCAGAUCAACACAAUGGGAACAGGACCCAGGCUAAGAAUAUGACAUGACUAUCUUGUUUGGCUUUUCAAUGAAGAAAACAGUUGGUCUCAGUUUGGCUAUUUCUCUUGGCUAUUUUAGGUAGUGUUUGUUACAAGCAUAACAAAUUGAGACACUUGUUGAAACCUCCUUUUGAGAACUCUUUUGACCAGUGUCAUUAUUCCCGCCCUGGACUUUAGAUGUUUGAGUCCACGUAUUUGCGGUUUCUAUUUUUCUCUGUCUCACCUGCAGUUUAAUUUGUUUAAUUUGUGAAUGGUUAUCUAUUUGAACUUUGUAAACAUUCCAACCCCAGCUUCUAUCUUCUAUUUCUCAUUGCCCUCUUAUUAUAGUGUUAGGUGAUAGAAACCCUAAGUAUAUAUUUAAUACAAUAUCACUUAUCUAUGAAACUGAGAAGGAAAGGCUAUGAUAGGAAAAAGUGCUUGACAAUACACACAGGAAAUAGACUGGUGGUGUGUUGAACAUAUUUUCGAGAAGCAUGACACACUACUGGUCCCAUGAUAAAAAGGUUGAGAGUAUUUUAUUUUUGUAGAAAUCGUGUAUAGAGACAGAUUUUUCUGUGUUUGACACAUUUGUGAGGAAUCUUUGAAAAAUCGGAAAUAUUGACUUCAGUUGUAUUAUAAUGUUAAUUCUGGUUUAUAUGAAUGGUUUUGUUUCGGACCUAACAUGCAUUUCUUAAAAAAGCAGGUAAAAUAUAUGAAUUAGUUGAUUUGCAGAAAAGGUCAAAACAGUGCUCUCUCUCAUGAUCCGCACAUCCAAGUGUUGUUUCAUCAUGUUUUCUGCAUUUUCAGAUUGAAUAAAUAUUCAAGUGAAACUAUUAUCUUUGUUAAAUACUAAUGCGUUUUUUUACCAAUAUCUUUACUAAUGGCAAAAACAGCAUUAACCAGAAAUGCAAAGCAAACAACACAGCAUCAUUAGAGUAUACUAUGUGGUUUAUGAGUAGUGAUGUGCAUCUGCCACAUGACGUGAUGUCAUGAGGCUGCUAUAGUCCACAAUGAAGGUAGUAAUGGUGUGAGUUGGGAGAGAGUCCAUUGCCUCCAGGAGCUAUUAAUAAAAACAACGUUUUAUAUGUUUUUGCUUUGGAAGUGAUUCUUAUAAUUUGAAAUUGUAUUUUUGUAUUAAAAUCUUCUUUUCUAAGUCCUAGUUUCAAUUCAUGCUCUUCAUCUCAAAAAAUGCAAUACAAAAUAAAAAGCUAGGUCCUUUGUUUACGAUGAGUGUUACAUAAAAUAUAAUGUACAUCUGUCCAAAGUUAAGACGACAUUAAAAUCUUACUUUUAAUCUUUAAAUCGCUGGUUACGUCCUCAUUCUGUCUUCUUUCUGCUUAGCACUGAACCCUAAACUAUUCUGUUGUCUGUGUGUGAAGGUUGUAUGAAAAAGCGCAUAGCAACCCUAAUUGAAUGUAUAUGUGUGUGAUGUACUGCAAAGCACUUUGAGUGGUAAUAUAUAUGCAAACCAUUUACCAUAGCAGGAAAGGCAAAGGUUUAAUCAGUAACAAUCACAAUAGAUGACAUGACCUAAUGGGUCACUAAAUGGAACUUAGCCAUUGAUAAUGUUAUUAAUUGCACCUGUACGAUGCUGUGUCUUUGGUUCUUGGGCUUUGUCAAUACACCCAUAUACAUGUAUGUUCAUAUACGGAUAUGUUCACCGUGAUAUAUAUAUAUUCAUAGACAUAUGUACAUGAUCGGCAUAAGUUCAUGGAUAUAUUUAUGUUAGCAUACAUUUUCUAGGUAUAUAGACACAUGUUUAUAGACAGAUAUAUAUUAAUAAACAUGUAUAUUCACAGACAGAUACACUUUUUCAACAGACAGGGAUGGGCAGAGGAUGUCACAAGGGGGCGGGGCCCA